Molecule: messenger RNA, 1863 nt
Organism: Monascus purpureus
Lineage: Eukaryota; Fungi; Ascomycota; Eurotiomycetes; Eurotiales; Aspergillaceae
Source: the annotation of a GenBank genome assembly
AUGACGAAGCAAGUGAUGACGAUCCAGAGGCGGUGUGGAUAUACCGCGGACGCCUAUACUUUCUACCCCGUUCUCAUCAUCGGGGCAGGCGAGUCCGGAAUUGCAACGGGAUGUAGAUUGAAAGAAGCGCUUGGAUUUGACCAAUUCCGCAUCUUUGACAGACAGUCGGGAAUUGGUGGGACUUGGUGGAUCAACCGGUAUCCAGGAGUUGCUUGCGAUAUGAAAAAGGACUGGACUGCAUUUUACCCAUCCGGCCAAGAGAUCGCAGAGUAUCUGGUUUGCGUCUGUCAGAAAUUCCAGAUCGUAGACAAGAUACAGCUCAAUACAGAAGUUAGAGAAUUGCGCUGGCUUGCGGAUGCGGAAGAGUGGCAAGUCACGCUGUCCCACCUGGUCCCCGGUGCUGGGGAUUUGUCUCAGCAUGAACGAGGUUGCAGAGUAGCAGCGAACGGCGAGGGCAGUGUCUAUGUGUCAACGGAAAUCAUCCGCGCAAAGAUCGUAGUCAGUGGCGCAGGGGGUCUCGUUGAGCCGAGAGCGUGGCCAGAAGAGAUACCAGGAAUAGAGAAUUUCGAAGGAGAUGUCAUCCACACUGCCAGGUGGAGCGAACAGGCUGAUCUGAAGGCGAAGGAUGUGAUUGUGAUCGGUUCCGGCUGCAGCGCCGCGCAGGUGGUUCCAGAAUUGAUAUCCUCACGUAUCGAUGCCAAAUCGGUAACCCAACUGAUGCGCACGCCUCCAUGGGUUCAACCAGAUUUGAUUCCGCAGAUAUUACUGCCGACGUGGGAACGGUAUUCCCCGGCGCUGAUGCGCAAUGUACCUGGACUUGCCCAUCUUCUCAGAGCCGUCAUAUUUUGGGUCGCAGAGUUAGACUUCUUCCAGAUGUUCUUGGAGAACGGUUUCGCCCACCGUCGACGGGCAGCGAUUGAGAAGCAGUUCACGAAUAACAUGCGGGCUAACACGCCUGUUAAAUACCACGACAUCUUGGCUCCCAAGUACAGUCUAGGCUGUAAGCGCCGCAUUAUAAGCAACGACUGGUACCGAAGCCUACAAUCCUCAAAGGUUGAACUAACGACGUUACCACUCAUCAGCGUUCAGUCGAAGAGCGUUACCCUCGGUCCCCGGGAGCAGAGUCGACCACCACACCAGACCAACGGUAAUGUGCAGAUAGGCGAAGUGAGGCAGGUACCAGCAGAUGCCAUCAUCCUCGCGAACGGAUAUCAGUCAAACAAGUUCCUUCACCCACUUCAAGUGAUAGGUAAAAAUAGCAAACCCCUCCAAGAGAUUUGGGACGAGCGAGGCGGAGCACAGGCCUAUUUAGGAAUUGCUAUGGACCAAUUCCCCAAUUUCUUCAUGAUUUUUGGGCCUAAUAUGUCUACCGGACAUUCCAGUGUGAUAUUCGCGUCGGAGAACGCAAUCAACUACUCCCUGAAAUUUAUAAAACCGAUAUUAGACGGGCACAUUAGCACAUACGAGGUGACCGAGGAAGCUGAGCGGAAUUGGACAAGCAAGAUUCAGAAUGCGCUUCAGAAAACCGUCUUUAAACGGGGUGGGUGUCUGAGCUGGUAUGAGACUGAAGGGGGUUGGAACAGUUCCACCUAUCCAUUCUCCCAGAUUGACUUUUAUCUGAGGUGCACGUUCCCCGUGUGGCGGCACUGGACAGCAAAGUACACCCCAAAGGGCUUGCGAAUGCGACGGUUCCGAACGGCAUUCAAGCGCCUCAUCCUGGCAUUGAUACUCACUGGCCUCGUGCAUGUAGGAGUGGACAUUCGUCAGCAAGGAGCCGGGAGCUGGAGGAGAACGAUCAACGCUGCUGGGAACAUGGUAGAAUGGGCGUUUCAACGCUCUUCACGAUGGAUACAGCACACGUAG